AGCCACCACCACCAUCAUCACCACCACCACCACCGUCGUUAGUGAUCAGAAGCUGCCCUCCUUCAAGCCACACGCCGCCAGUGUAGAUAUCAGCAGCAGCAGCAGUAGCAACGCCACGUGAAAUAGCUUAGCAUUCCGAACUAAUCGAUAGAGUUAAUGGUUUAAUGAGCCGAGCUGCGUCGGUGACACGGUGGUCGCGUGUUAAUUUAGUAAUGAUCAGGGCGGCACGAAGGGAGGAAGCGAGAGUCGGAGCCGCGGAGACAGAGGCCGACGAGUCUGCGUCUGGGACAAUACCGAACAUCGCCAGUGUCUGACCCGAGUGACUUACUGGGGGCUUCCUGACUUGAACUGCCAGCGGAAAGCGUCACGGUCAAGCCCCUUCGCAGAAGAAGAAUCAGCAGAAGCAGCCAACUUCUGCCCGUCAUGGAGCAGGAGCAGCAGGAGAUGGAGGCCCUCCCUGGAGUUGAAGCCACCACCCCCGGCAGCCUGGACCUGAGCAGCGCCCAGGGGGUCACCCUCCUGCUGCUGUUUGCCGCCUCGGCCCUGACGGUGCUGGCAUGGCUCGCUCAGUACUUGGAGCAAGGCGGAGGCAGGCGCCGUCACCUACCUCCUCAUCCUCCUCUCCUCCUAAGGCUCCUUCCCCGAGGACUGCUCGGGAGGGCCGCCACGGGGCCUCGGUCUUGCCUGGGCGGCGUGGCCGACCCGGCGAGUCUCGUGGCCGGACUGGCGGCCGUGCCCAGCUGGGGUGCGGAGUUGGGGCACGCAUGGAUGAGGGCCCUCAAUGAACAGCACGGACACAGGCACGGGAGCUCGCUGCAGAUCGCCUUCGAGGAGGAUGGACCGACCCACGAUGCAUUACGGCUGAUCAACGUGACCUACGGGGACAGCCAAUCGGACAGUAACAUGGCGCUGGUGUGCGACGUGGAGGCGGAGAGCGUGUCGUUCGGAGUGAGCGUUUCUCAGCACCCGCCGGCACCCGUGGCUCUGCGGUCGUUCAUGGCGCGCCUCGCUCCACUCAGCGUCCAGCUGGUGCUGCAGGUGGAGGAGGUGAGUCCGGGACAGGUGCUGCUCACCUGGAAACCCACGACGAAGCCCCAGGGCCUCAGCCUCACCCUCGUGCCCAGAGGGCAGCGGGAGGGAGCAGCGGGUGGCAGUGUGGAUGUGCCCACAGUGACCCAGCUGGUGAAAGACGCCAUCCUGGGCGCCCAGCCGGCCGUGCUGCUCACGCUCAGCCCCUACCGUGCCGCACAAGGCGCUGGGGUCAAGCCGGAGGGGCUGGUGACGUCGCCGCCAAAACCUCCCCGCCUCGUCGACAAGAAGCUGCUGCUGCGGAUACAGUCGGCGACGGGGGCGCCCGCAGGAGCUGGAGAGCUGUGCUGUCACGUGGAGAUGAACGAGCCGUCCCAGCAGCACCGUACGCGCCCUGUCCCUGGCACCACCGCCAGCCACUCGUGGGAGCAGAGCUUCUGCUUUGACCUGAACACGCGCUCCAGGGAAAUCCGACUGCGGCUGCUGGACACCUCCAAGGGAAAGGAAGGCGUGUGCAUCGGCCGUGCGGCGGUGCCGCUGGACGUGGGCAGAGCGCUGCCGUCCGGACGCCACACCCUCACCCUGCUGCCCCCGACGGCAAGCCCGACCGAUCGAACCCCGUCACCCCUGGCAGCGGCCGCCAACGUCACCCUAGAGCUGUGCUACCAGGAGGGUGGGGAGGCGCGCUCCCCAGGGACGCUGGUGGUUUCGGGUCGCCCGGCCGCCACUCCCAGCAAGAAGGUGGAGAUGGAGCGCACGGUGAUGGCGGACGGCACCGUUGUGACCACCGUGACGACGCUGCAGACGCGCGCGGGGCGCGGUACGCCCAGUGACUCGCCGGCUCGCUCGCCCGUGAAGGUCACGGUGACGGAGAAGAACACCGUACAGGAGGAGGGGCCGGCGGCGGGGGAGUCGCAAGGCGGCGCCACCGCCGCUUCCGCCGCGUGCACAGACGUGGCGCUGCAGCACAACGGGAUGGACGCCGUGGCGGAGACGGCCAUCAGGCAGCUGACGGAGUCGGCGCUGCGGAAUACCAAAGCGACGCCCACCAAGCGCAGCACGCUCAUCAUCUCCGGCGUGUCCAAGAUGCCGCUAAUCCAGGACGAGGCGGCCCUCUCGCAACUCUACUCCAUGAACAUGGACGGCGACGACGCGGGGCCCUCUCCGCUUCCGCACCACUACCACCACCACCCCUCCGCCGCCACCACAUCCUCCUCCUCGUUGCCGUCGUCGGUACAGCAGCUGGCGCUGUGCGGCCCACAAUCCCCGCCGGCCGCCAACUCGACGGGAGAUUCGUCGCUGGACGCGGCAACGGCGGCGGCGGCGGCGACGAUCGGGGCGGCGUCGUCCUCUCCGGCAGCGGUGGCGGCGGGAGGGCAGCCGUCCAUGUCGGACGCCGACUCGGAGCGCGGAUCCACUGUGGGCUUCGAGACCGGCAGCCUCAAGGAGCACAAGGCCGGAUUCCUGCACGGUGGACUCUUCCGUCGACGGCACAAGAAGAAAAAGGACGCGGGUCUGAGCCAGUCGCACAACGACCUGCCCAGCAUGGGGCCCGGGCACACGCUGGUCGCGGGGCAGACGCAGACGCUGGGCCCGGGGCUGAGCCACGUGCUGGCCAAGCACCGCAAGACCUACACGCUCUCGCGGCUGCUGAGCAAGCGCUUCAAGGCGAAGCACAGGGAGAACGGCAAGACGGCGGCACCGUAGAGCGGCGCACGGACACUGCGAGGCGACCGGUGCGGACCUCGAGGGCGGGGUGGGGGGGAGGCGGUUGCGAGAACUCUCCGCGACCGCUCCUCGCGCAAGUCCGACGUGACCAGAGAGACCUCAUUGCGGCGCGGCGGUCUUCCGAAAGCCGCGGAUUAAAGUUACCAUUCGCCGUGGGGAAAAAGAAACGGAGCAAAAAGGACAAACGCGGGAGUCGUGUUCGAAGAGGCGAGAACCGCAACGCUCGGGUGGUGUUCGUAAUCGGCCGGCGUCGCUGCAGUUGACGUGGCAAAACGGCGCUUUACCCCCCCCUCCCCUCCCUGGCAUGGCCGGCAGGUCCUGCAUCGGAACGGACGGCUCCGUUUGCAUCACGCCGUGGCUUCUUCCGAGGUUUUGUCUUUUUGAAAGGAAACGAGAAGCGACGUUGCAGGAAGCACAGAGUGUUAUCACUACGGCGUGCGUACGCGCGCAUGGCUUUGUGCCACCCGCAGCUGACUGCACGAGCCCACAUGCUUUACUUUAAAACUAGCACGUAGCGGUGUACGCAGACGUCCUGAGGAUGUCGGCCAAGGCAGCCCAAACCCCCAGCGAGCAGUUACUUUUUCGACACGAUUUCUGCUCUAAACUUUUGACACGAAUAUGCAAACGUAUAGGGGGGCACGCGAGUGAAUCCCCCCACACGUUUUGCGUGGGCAUGACGUCAUUACCUGCGCAAAACCCUUCUGCGUCCGUACGGGGAAACGAGACGUACUCGUGCACCGCACGCACGCGUGUGCAUCUUUGCACAAGCAAUGCGCGAGUUUUCAUUAAGGAACAAUUUACCCAAAGGCAUGCUCAACUCGUUGACGGUGUGAACGCAUGCCAAGUGUUCUUUAAUGUUUUACUACGAGGGACACAAUGUACCCGAUCGUGCACGCAUGCCCUCAACUCAUCCACUACAGAAACGUCUUACUUUGUGUGAGCAGGGUGUGAAUGACCCAGCCCGUCGCACGUAAACUGAGAGCGCACGUACGCACAGUGCGCGCGUGUGUGUGUGCGCGAGCAUUUUCGCCAUCAACACACGCACGCACACACAAUUAGCAGGUGCAUGUUCAGAUGGUAAUCAUUCAUUUUGCACUCCUUUCAUUUUUUCUAAAAGAUGUAAAGGUGCAGUCCUUCAAUUUACUAACUCACUCCAUUGCUGAUGGAAGGGAGGGAGGGAGCUCGCGAGAGCGCCUCCAGAGGGUAUUUGGUCUGUUUUAAAGCUUUCGUGACUGCAGGGAUUCAUAUUCUUGGUUCUUUCGGUAAAGUCACGUAGAAGGGAAAUAAUAAAAUAAUAAUAAAACAAUAAAAUUCUCACGACGUUUCGAUUGCAACUCAAGCAAUCAUCAUCAGAUGUGAAAACCACUGCAAGAAAAUUUUAAAAACCGCCACUUUUUUUCAAAUUGUAUUAUUUCCCUUCUACGUGACUUUACCGAAAGAACCAAGAAUAUGUGGCUCACCCGUUUCGACUGCUGGGUGGGGGGACGAUUUAAGAACUGCCUCCGCCGGGAGAUCAAACUGAACCGGCGACCCCUGUGAUGCAACUCCAGUGCGCUCACCCUUACACCGCGGCGGCACGCGCUCCCCGACGUUAGCGUAGACGGUCACAGACUGGCGACUGCCUCUGUUCGUUUGGCCUGCCUCACUCUCCGAUUGACGCACGUGCGAGCGAGCCCGGUGGGCACCUCUGCUGCGGCCCGGUUGCGGGGCGAUGGAACCACUCCUCUCUAGAACGUUACCCGCGCGCGCGAAUCCCCGAAGGGAGACGGAGGAUGACUCGGGCCGAGGGAUUUCUCUCUCGUUGUUGCCGGCGAUGUGAAGCGGGCUGAGAAGCACCGCGAAAGCGUUACGGCGGAUUGACGGCCGCGCAAGCUCGCCCACGCGAGUUCCCAUUUCCGCCCGUCGCCGAAGGCCGCGUCCGUAUCACCGAGCACGUUGAACUUGUUUCGCGCCGGACUUAGCCAACCGCGAUAAUCUUAAGCGCGGGUGCGGGGGGGGGAAGGACAACUAUCGGCGUAACGCUUUCGCGGCGGUACUCGUCCGCUUCACCUCGCCGUUACCAUCCACCCGGCAGCCUCCCGCGGGGGAGGCGAGCACAACCCCCUCUGGGCUUGCUACCCGCGGUGGCUUGCGCCCCUACGUGCGCACGACAACGCCUCGCGCCCACGUGCGAGAGAGUGUGAGUGUGAGAGCGCCGAUGUGAGAGGUGACUAACACAGGACGCCUGCGCCAGCCUCUCCAAGUGCCGCCCCCCGUAGCUGCUGGGUGCUCGGCACAGAAAAUUCCCCGCCCCCCCCCCUGCCCCCCACCGAGCGUGCCCGUGCAGCCGGCGCUCGCAGGCAACGUUCUCAAACAGGCAGAGGCGACGCCGAAUGGCAGCUUUCAUCGUACGAAUCGCCGCCGCCUCGUGUUGCUCCUGAAGGAGACGAGAAUAGUCGUGAAAAAUACCCAUCAUAUCAAACCUAUAGCCAGCCUGAUAUUCGGGAGAUUUCUUCACGUAUGUAUAUUGUGUGUGUACACAGUCGCUGUGUGUGUUUGUAUAGAUGUAGUACUGUACGUACUUGUCAGACUUAACUCUCCAAAACAAAAAAGUGUCGGCGGUUUUACCUUUACUACAGAGGUUGCGACGUUGCGCCUGUUUGUGAUGCAGUGGCCGGGCAGCCCGCUCUCGGUGUUGUGCUGCGGUGGUUAGGGGUCAGGAGGGUACACAUGUUUUGGGAAGGAGCCGCUCUGUGCAGCUAUGCCUGGAGCGUGCAUCCACGCGACACCGCAGCGUAAUCGAAUGCACAGCCCGAGGGAAAUAACGAUUCGAUGCUUUUCGCGUGCAAACGAGCCUUUUUGACAAAGACUACAUUGUUGACUUGUACGCAGGCAGGAGGAGACGAUGCAGCUGUAGGUGCGACCAAUGCCAAUUGAACGCUCUUAAGUGUCCGUUAAUUCUAUUGGAUACCGGAGCGUGAGCGAUAGUGGGGGGGGGGAGCGGAACGGGCAUGUCUUUGAGUUGACGGGACGGGCAUGUCUUUGAGUUGACGGGACGCGGUACUAAGCCAUAGGAAGGAGAACGCAGCACGUGGAUCGUGGCCGCGGCCCCCCGCGAGUGACGCUCGCGCUCGGUUGGCACGAGGAGGUGGGGGGCUGGGAUGUACGUGGGUGGAUCACGGCAGUCUCGGUGAAACGAAGAGAAAUCCCGUCACAACGCAUCAUGCGGAAGUGGGGGGGGGGGCACGCAGGCAGUGGAGGGAUGCGUGUUUUACACACGACACCAGUCUGGGGCAACUGCGUCCAUGUGCUCGGACUCGUGUGCCAGUACUACUUGGGGGGGCGGUUGCUCACGUGAGCGAUGAUUGCGUGGUCUUCCAGUUCACCGUGGCCGCUCUCCGGCAGGCGUGACGCUCGUCGCGUUUUUCCACACCGUCUACUUCCAAUGCCUCUUCGCCCUUUUCCAAACAGUGCUUUUUUUUGCAUUGUGUUUUUUUUUACUAUUGUAAUGGACAAUAUGCACUUCUCUUGAACAGUGCAUAUUGGCGUCGACCUAUAUCAUGUAAUCGUUUAUUCAACACGACGCAAGGCAGAGUUGUCGAAUAACAAGCGGGGAGUCGGUUUUUUAACGGAGGCGUGCGAUAACGUGUAUCGGUCCAUUUAAUCGGUGGGAGGGGCGGUGGUUGUCGAUUCAUAACAGAUGCACGAACACAUACCCACUUCUGAAGACGUUGUGAAUAUUAUUGAUUUUUCUAAAUCCAUAUCUGGUGAGCUUGUAAAGAUAUUCGCAUUGAUCGCUUUCAGAAUUGUCGGAUUAUAAACCACCCAAGAUCAUGCCACUUAAACAUCUCAGUCACAGAAGCUGUGAUAUUUCACCAACCUUAGCAUAUUGUGCAAUCUCCCGUCCGCAUUGGGAUUUCAUUUUUUUUAUCAUAUGCAUAUGCUGUUGGGGAAUUUUAACAUUGCACUGAAACCUUAAUAUGAACAAAACAAUAUAAUAAAGUUGACGUUGAUUAUUUUCUUUUUUUAACUUUACAUUUGCAACUUCUCACAUUUAUCUCGUCAAGUCUGUUGUGUUUGUUUUGAUGUGUGGUUUUGUUUCGGCAAUGUUCCCAGUUACGUCAGUGCUCAAUGUUCCCCCCCCCACACCCUGCUUUUGCCGUACGAAGUAUGGAAGAGUAUAAACCUCACGUAGCGGAACGCUAACCCAUCCUGCUUCCCUGCUCCGUUUCUCCCGGUGCAUGUGGAAUAGAAAAUGUGCUGCUCCUUAACAUGUUCAGAUUUAAGCCCCCCCUCUCUCUCUUGAGAGAUAGAGCAAGAGAGAGCUGCAGUGAUUACCGACGGGCUUUAAAGGUGCACGCAUUGGUGGCCUUUUGUCGAAAACCAUCGUCGUCACACGCAAAGUUGUGCCGUGGCGAACUUUCGUAAGGUGGCAUCACAGAGACACACGUGGCCAGUGAGGGAAUAUCUUGUGAUCAAAUGUUGAAAUUCCGGUGGUUUAAGUUAAUAUUAUCUGUGGGUUUUUUUUCGUCUUUAAAUGUUGAAUGUUGUGUUGUUCGGGGUAAGCACUAUGGCUAGUCAUCGCCACUGCGACUGGGGGGUUUAUGAUGCCUUGGCUGUCGGUAUUUUUAGGAUGGAGACCGAUGGCAUGAAUUGUACCCCAAAAUGGCCUGGCCGGGCGUUGAGGCUUGCUUGCGUCGAAAGAGUGAAUUUUGUACAUAAAUAAAUUAAAUACUUCAAAAUGGGUUCAAUAUGGUAUACCAAUUUAGAAAUUAGUCAACUGUAAUUUUU
This is a messenger RNA of Lethenteron reissneri (Far Eastern brook lamprey), 7527 nucleotides long. RefSeq names its product C2CD2 like (gene C2CD2L). The record is from RefSeq and is a predicted model, not a curated record. Gene Ontology annotation, molecular function: phosphatidylinositol binding; phosphatidylinositol transfer activity. Gene Ontology annotation, cellular component: cytoplasmic side of apical plasma membrane. Lineage: Eukaryota; Metazoa; Chordata; Hyperoartia; Petromyzontiformes; Petromyzontidae. Gene Ontology annotation, biological process: positive regulation of insulin secretion involved in cellular response to glucose stimulus.